AUGGCGGAAACAGCCGACCGCCAAGAUGGCCAUCUGGAGAAGCGAUUCUCAAAACUGACCAUGAUUGGCAUGGCCUUUGCCAUUCUGAAUACGUGGAUUUCUCUAGCCGGAUCCAUCGGUUUGGUUAUGCCAUCUGGAGGUUCUGUCUCAUUCGUCUACGGGUUCAUCUUCUGCGUUCUAUGUAACAUUUGUUUGAGUGCCAGCGUCGGCGAACUCGCAUCUAUCUACCCGACUGCUGGCGGGCAGUACCACUACGCCUACGCCCUAUCAACUCAAAAGUGGAAGAAGAUGAUGAGCUUUUUCGUUGGAUGGGUGAAUAUUGCGGGCUGGCUCACUCUGAACACGACAGCUGCAUUGUUUGGAGCCCGAUUUCUGGCAGCGGCUGCUGUAGCUGGUUCUGGCGGUACCUACCAGAUUACCCAAUGGAGCACCUACUUGAUAUUUGUCGCAAUUUCAAUGGCCGGCGUGUUCCUAAAUUUAUUUUGCUACCCAAUCUUGAACCGGUGGAACGAGGGAGCUCUGUAUUGGUCCCUGGUCAGCGUCGUCGUUAUCAGCAUUGUACUGCUCGCUACAUCCCCGAAGACAGACGCCGAGUUUGUGUUCACCAACUUCUCCAAUACCACAGGCUGGAGUGACGGCACCGCAUGGAUGCUUGGGCUACUCCAGUCCGCCCUCAGUCUUAUUGGUUUCGAUGCGGUGGCUCACAUGACCGAGGAGAUGCCCAAUCCGUCCAUGGAUGCUCCCCAAGCCAUGGUUGGAGCCGUCCUUGUCGGCGGAGUAACUGGAAUCGUGUUCAUACUGGUCAUGCUCUUCUGUGCCGUCGAUAUCGACGCUCUGCUCGCUUCACCCACGCAGAGUCCAUUGACAGAAAUGAUACUGCAAGCAACACGAAGUAAAGCAGCCGCAACUAUCCUUAGCGUCGCCGUAGCUGUGUGCUUUCUCAAUGGAGCCAACGGCUGUGUCACAUCCGGCAGCCGCCUCAUAUGGGCAAUGGCUCGAGACAAUGGCACACCUUGUUCGAAAUAUCUAUCAAAAUUACACCCAAAACUGAAUGUGCCUGUUCGUGCCAUUGUUGUGCAAGCUAUCUUUAACGUUUUGUUUGGCCUCCUUUACCUUGGCCCUGAUGUCGCUUUUAAUGCGUACAUUGCAAGUUGCACUCUCUUUUUGAAUCUAUCAUAUGCGCUGCCAGUCAUGAUUCUUCUCGCCAGAGGGCGGCAGCUAGUAACAGCCAAUCCACCUGUAUUCACGCUGGGUCGAGGCCUUUUUGGUUAUGCCAUUAACUGGACAUCUGUUCUGUUCGUGCUUGUAACCUCUGUUUUCUUCUGCUUUCCUCCCGCCAUCCCAAUCAACAUUUCUACUAUGAAUUAUGUAACGGCUGUAGUUGGUAUCUUCAUUGUAUACGCGGUGGUCUUAUGGUUUGCCAUAAAGAAGUCUUACAAUGGUCCAAAGUUCGAACUCAUUCUUGGAGAGGAGCUCCCAAUCGCAAACGAUACUAUCCAAGAAUUCCCCUCGCCAAAGGGAGACGACCUGUUGCGGCAUAAUAAGGACUAA
This is a messenger RNA of Colletotrichum graminicola M1.001, 1551 nucleotides long. Its product is annotated as amino acid permease. The transcript has 11 exons. Lineage: Eukaryota; Fungi; Ascomycota; Sordariomycetes; Glomerellales; Glomerellaceae. Gene Ontology annotation, molecular function: transmembrane transporter activity. The record is from RefSeq and is a predicted model, not a curated record. Gene Ontology annotation, cellular component: membrane. Gene Ontology annotation, biological process: transmembrane transport. The coding region runs from base 1 to 1551 and encodes 516 amino acids.